GCCCUCUUCUGGAUGGAAUCAAAAAGUGUUUGAUUAUUUCCACAUAGAUAAAAUGCGGUGGUCUGCUUUUCAAUGGAAGACGACUUAAAUUUUUUCCUUGUGUCUGUGUAAUCACAAAAGUUACACUACAGUGGAAUGAGAGUAUGAAAUUCUAAGGGACGGCUUCAUAAUUCUCUACAUAGUUAGCCAAGUUUUUUUAAAGUAGAGAGUUUUUAGCCAACUUGCUCCCAUCCUGCCCCAUUUCUUUCCUAUAUUUAUCAGUGCUUAAACCACACUGUUAUUUCCUUGCAAAGUACUUAAUCCUGCUUCACAAAAAUAAUGGCAAACAUUUCCAUAUCUCUUUGUUGCUUAAGGUAAGCAUGUUAAACAUAAAAUAUUACAGUUGGAAGGGUUCUUAUAUAAUCUCUUCCUCUGUCCCAAGUCAGGGUCAAAUAUUUCUUUGCUACUCUAGAUAAGUGUUUGGAUGACCCCUAUUAAAGACAGCUGAUAGCAGAGAGCGCACAAUUUUUGCAGGGAACACAGUCCACUGCUUUACCAGUUAACUAUUAGUGUUCCUAUAGGUUUGUUUAUAGACUCAUGACAUGAGUAAAGGGCUCUAGAGAUGAUUUUCAAAAGGACCCAUUUGUCAGGGAGCUCGAGUUUCUUUCUGCGAGCACUCAUCUUUAAAUUGAGUGCAAGGAUUAAGAUGCAAAGUAGAAAGGCUGUAGACAAAACAUUCCUUAAAGAGGGUUUCAGUUCUUGACAGUGGAACCAGGAAGUUGGAGGUUUUUCUCGGUAUUAUGUAUGCGUAGUCAUACAACCAGUGCACGCUUUGAAACUUUCACUGCACAUCUGUGCAUCACUGCGUGGACUAGGCACCAUGCCAAAGGCUGAAUUCCUGCGAGUCCAUGCAGCUCCCACACGUUUACAGCACUAGGACCCAGAGGGAGCUUAAUUUCUGUGAGUCAGUGCAGCUAGCUGAGCCCCGAGAGCAGUGAAUGAGGCUGGAAAAGCAGAGGGAAUGUGAAUGGCUCUUCUGGCUUGGAAAAGUGUCCACGGACCGGGGUGCUACAGACUACAAAACAGCUUGGACAACCCUCCAGAAUCCCUGUACCCCUGACGUCCAGUGAUACUGCUCUGAGGGUCUGUAACAAUGUGCUAAUAAAAGAACAGAUUCUGCUCCCAUUGACUUGUUAUGUAUCAAGACUCCCAUUGAUUUCAGCAGAAAAAGAUUCAAGCACAAAGACAGAAAAAAUCAGAAGUGGAACACAGAAUAAGCAACUCCCAGACUCAGCUACGCAGUCGAACUGGCCCGAUGGCAUGCUGCAGCCAACCCCAGCUCAGCGUCUGGAUGAAAUAAAGACCUUGCUGGGGGAGCAAUUUUUUGUGCAGUACACUCAGAGGUGCAUAGCGUAAUGUCCAUGCUGUACUACACUCUGAUUAUAGCUUUUUUGAUCGGCACACAGGCAGCUCCAAAGACAGAGGGCAAUGCUCCACUGGAGUAUCCUGCAGAACACUCCCUGCUCAAUACCCACCGGAGUAACAGACAUCACAUUCCCCAGGCAGCUCCACAGACGUCCCACAGCCACUCCACUUGGACGAUAGGUAGAAAAGAAGCUAUAAAUAUCACCAUGGACCCAAAACUUUUUAAGAAGAGGCGGUUCCACUCUCCUCGGGUGCUGUUCAGCACACAGCGCCCCCCAGUAUCAGGGCAAGGCCAGAAUCUGGGAUUUCUCAGCAGCGCAGGUUCUCUCAACAGGACUGCCAGGACCAAGAGGACCACACAUCCCGUAUUACACCGGGGAGAGUUCUCUGUGUGUGACAGUGUCAGCAUGUGGGUUGGGGACAAAACCACAGCCACUGACAUUAAAGGCAAAGAGGUGACAGUGUUGGGAGAGGUCAACAUUAACAACAACGUUUUUAAGCAGUACUUUUUUGAGACCAAGUGCAGGGACCCUAAGCCAGUCUCCAGUGGGUGCCGAGGGAUUGAUGCAAAACACUGGAACUCUUACUGCACCACAACACACACCUUUGUCAAAGCGCUGACAAUGGAGGGCAAGCAAGCAGCCUGGCGAUUUAUCCGAAUCGACACAGCUUGUGUAUGUGUGCUCAGCAGGAAGUCAGGGAGACCCUGAGCUGGAUCUAAGCCCCAUGACAGCAUCCUCCUACCCCCCUACCUCACACUGUAAAUUAUUUUAAGUUAUAAAGGACUGCAUGGUAUAUUUAUAGUUUAUACAGUACAGAAACAACCUCAUUAUUUAUUAAACUCUUUUGGAAACCUUU
Messenger RNA from Falco peregrinus (peregrine falcon), 2262 nucleotides. It is a transcript of the gene NGF, whose product is annotated as nerve growth factor. Gene Ontology annotation, biological process: regulation of neuron differentiation; neuron projection morphogenesis; cell surface receptor protein tyrosine kinase signaling pathway. The record is from RefSeq and is a predicted model, not a curated record. Gene Ontology annotation, molecular function: growth factor activity; nerve growth factor receptor binding. The transcript has 4 exons. Lineage: Eukaryota; Metazoa; Chordata; Aves; Falconiformes; Falconidae. Bases 1395 to 2114 code for a protein of 239 amino acids.